AUGACCUCUCCGUGUCAGCAUUCAUCAACAUCCUCAAUCUUAAAUUAUUUUUACUGUAGCAAAAUUGUAGAGCUUGAAGAGGAACUUCGUGUAGUUGGCAAUAAUUUGAAAUCCUUGGAAGUGAGUGAAGAAAAGGCACUGCAAAAAGAAGAUUCAUACGAAACAACGAUUCGUCAGUUGACACACAGACUCCAGGAGGCUGAAGCAAGGGCUGAAUUUGCUGAAAGAUCGGUACAGAAACUUCAAAAAGAAGUUGAUAGACUUGAAGAUGACCUUGUUCAGGAAAAAGAAAAAUACAAGACCAUCUCUGAUGAAAUGGACCAGACUUUUGCUGAACUUACUGGUUAUUGAGGAGCCUUUGUACUGUCUGUCUAUGUAUCUAUAUACAUACCUAUAUAUAUAUAUACAUACAUACAUAAAUUCCACUUUAUUUGGCACAGUUGACAAGUACAGUAACUGUAAUAUUUUUAUCUGUCUAAAAUUGCCCGAUGACCUAUUGGGCACUAAAUAUUGAUUAGCAUAUUGAUUAUUGAUUGAUUAAGUGAUUAUAAAAUUUUAUUUGAAUGAUGAUGGUGGUGUCACUAAGUAUGCCAAUAAUGCCAAAUUUUGCUACUUUGCAUACUUAAUUAAAUUCAUACAAGUAUAUAUUAUACAUAUAUUAAAAAAAAAACAAAAAUUGCCAAUUUAACAAUAUCCACAAAAGAAAAAGUCUUAACGGUUGUACAUUCAGGUAAAUGGUCUGUCUAGUAGAUGGUUUAUGGUAAUGGUGUGAUAAUACUGAAAUUUUUUUAUCGCCUACUGAUACUAACACUGCCUUUAAGGAUGCUUAGAAAUGUUUUAUGCUGGAGAUUCAUAAUGUAUGCAAAAAAAAUUUGAUUAGCCUUGUAAUUAUUACAAAGUGACUUGUGCUUGUUAGCUUACCUUUAUUAAAAGUCCAAAAAAAAAAACAAAACAAAAAAAUUAUGAUGCAGUUUUUACAUAUGUUAAGUGUGAAAAUGACUGUAUCGUUUUGAUUUAAAAUUUCUUUGUACCAUUCCUUUGUCAAUAAAUUCUUGUGUAGAGUU
This is a messenger RNA of Centruroides sculpturatus (bark scorpion), 1064 nucleotides long. RefSeq names its product tropomyosin-like. Gene Ontology annotation, molecular function: actin filament binding. The coding region runs from base 1 to 351 and encodes 116 amino acids. The record is from RefSeq and is a predicted model, not a curated record. Gene Ontology annotation, biological process: actin filament organization; muscle contraction. NCBI's taxonomy places the organism in Eukaryota, Metazoa, Arthropoda, Arachnida, Scorpiones, Buthidae. The transcript is spliced from 5 exons. Gene Ontology annotation, cellular component: actin filament.